GUGUGCCGCUGGGCUCCGCUUAGGCAGAGUCUGCGAGCGCCGCGCCCGGGCAUUGCCAGCUCCGGGGAGGCGCCGCCCGCAAGGACACCUCUCCGUCCCGCCUCGUCUGCAACUCCGGUCCUUGUCGAGCUCGACGCGAGCCAGGAGUCCGGACGUCCCUCUGCGCGCAGCUCAGCAGCUCGAGUAGUCCCCGCUGCCCCAGCUCGGAGCCAACUCCAUCUCGGACCUGGGACUCCUGACGCGGAUUCUCAGACACUUCUCACCUCGGGGCUGUGCCUGCCUCCCUCUUGCUCUCCCGCUGCCCUCCUUCUCCGCUCAGGACGGGGGUGCCAAGAUGCCCCGCUACUGCCCAGGGCCCUGGGCCGCCCCCGACGUGUGACCCCAGCCUGGUCCCCCUGCUCGGCCGUCCGCCCUCCCCUUGGAGAACCCCGGCCCGGCCCCCGGGGGAGGAGGAAGACGACGACGAGGCCGAGGGGGGGAUGUCCAGCUCCAAAAGCGUGAGCCCCCCGGGCUACGCGGCGCAGACAGCGGCGGCGCCGGCGUCCCGGGGAGGCCCGGAACACCGCUCGGCGUGGGGCGAGGCCGACUCCCGCGCCAAUGGCUACCCCCACGCCCCCGGGGGUUCGGCCCGCGGCUCCACCAAGAAACCCGGGGGGACGGUGACCCCGCAGCAGCAGCAGCAGCGCCUGGCCAGCCGCUGGCGCAGCGACGACGACGACGAUCCUCCGCUGAGUGGCGAUGACCCCCUGGCUGGGGGCUUCGGCUUCAGUUUCCGUUCCAAGUCGGCCUGGCAGGAGCGCGGCGGCGACGACUGCGGUCGCGGCAGCCGGCGGCAGCGGCGGGGCGCGGCCGGCGGGGGCAGCACCCGAGCGCCCCCUGCGGGCGGCGGCGGCGGCUCGGCGGCGGCGGCGGCCGCAGCUGGCGGGACGGAGGUGCGCCCCCGUUCUGUGGAGCUGGGUCUGGAGGAGCGGCGGGGCAAGGGCCGCGCGGCCGACGAGCUGGAGGCCGGCGCCGUCGAGGAAGACCAGGGCUCCGGAGAUGGCGGCAGCUUGGCAGGCUCGGGCGCGGGGCCUGGCGCGGUGCUGUCGCUGGGCGCCUGCUGCCUGGCACUGCUGCAGAUAUUCCGCUCGAAGAAGUUCCCGUCGGACAAGCUGGAGCGGCUGUACCAGCGCUACUUCUUCCGUCUGAACCAGAGCAGCCUCACUAUGCUCAUGGCUGUGCUGGUGCUCGUGUGCCUCGUCAUGUUGGCCUUCCACGCGGCACGGCCCCCGCUGCAGCUGCCCUACCUGGCCGUGCUGACGGCUGCCGUGGGUGUGAUCCUCGUCAUGGCCGUGCUCUGCAACCGCGCCGCCUUCCACCAGGACCACAUGGGCCUGGCCUGCUACGCGCUCAUCGCCGUGGUGCUGGCUGUCCAGGUGGUGGGCCUGCUGCUGCCCCAGCCGCGCAGCGCCUCCGAGGGCAUCUGGUGGACUGUGUUCUUCAUCUAUACUAUCUACACGCUGCUGCCCGUGCGCAUGCGGGCCGCGGUACUCAGCGGGGUGCUCCUGUCUGCCCUCCACCUGGCCAUCGCCCUGCGCACCAACGCCCAGGACCAGUUCCUGCUCAAGCAGCUCGUCUCCAACGUCCUCAUUUUCUCCUGCACCAACAUCGUGGGCGUCUGCACCCACUACCCGGCUGAGGUCUCCCAGAGACAGGCCUUCCAGGAGACCCGGGAGUGCAUCCAGGCUCGGCUGCACUCGCAGCGGGAGAACCAGCAGCAGGAGCGGCUUCUGCUGUCUGUCCUUCCCCGUCACGUUGCCAUGGAGAUGAAAGCAGACAUCAAUGCCAAACAGGAGGAUAUGAUGUUCCAUAAAAUUUACAUCCAGAAACAUGACAACGUGAGCAUCCUGUUUGCUGACAUCGAGGGCUUCACCAGCCUGGCGUCCCAGUGCACCGCCCAGGAGCUUGUCAUGACCCUCAACGAGCUCUUCGCCCGCUUCGACAAGCUGGCUGCAGAGAAUCACUGUUUACGUAUUAAGAUCCUGGGAGAUUGUUAUUACUGCGUCUCAGGGCUGCCUGAAGCCAGGGCUGACCAUGCCCACUGCUGCGUGGAGAUGGGCAUGGACAUGAUUGAGGCCAUCUCGCUGGUCCGGGAGGUGACAGGUGUCAACGUGAACAUGCGUGUGGGAAUCCACAGCGGGCGAGUGCACUGUGGCGUCCUUGGCCUCAGGAAGUGGCAGUUCGACGUCUGGUCUAACGACGUCACGCUGGCCAACCACAUGGAGGCUGGAGGCAAGGCGGGACGCAUCCACAUCACCAAGGCCACGCUCAACUACCUGAAUGGCGACUACGAAGUGGAGCCGGGCGGUGGGGGCGAGCGCAACGCCUACCUCAAAGAGCACAGUAUCGAGACCUUCCUCAUCCUGCGCUGCACCCAGAAGCGGAAAGAAGAGAAGGCCAUGAUUGCCAAGAUGAAUCGCCAGAGAACCAACUCGAUCGGGCACAACCCACCACACUGGGGGGCCGAGCGCCCCUUCUACAACCACCUGGGUGGCAACCAGGUGUCCAAGGAGAUGAAACGGAUGGGCUUUGAAGAUCCCAAGGACAAGAACGCCCAGGAAAGUGCGAACCCCGAGGAUGAAGUGGAUGAAUUUCUGGGCCGUGCCAUUGACGCCAGGAGCAUCGACAGGCUACGAUCUGAGCAUGUUCGCAAGUUCCUCUUGACCUUCAGGGAGCCUGACUUAGAGAAGAAGUACUCCAAGCAGGUGGAUGACCGAUUCGGUGCCUACGUGGCAUGUGCCUCGCUCGUCUUCCUCUUCAUCUGCUUUGUCCAGAUCACCAUUGUGCCCCACUCCGUGUUCAUGUUGAGUUUCUACCUGACCUGUUUCCUGCUGCUGACCUUGGUGGUAUUUGUGUCCGUGAUCUACUCCUGCGUGAAGCUCUUCCCGGCCCCGCUGCAGAGGCUAUCCAGGAAGAUCGUGCGGUCCAAGAUGAACAGCACCCUGGUGGGCGUGUUCACCAUCACCCUGGUGUUCCUGUCAGCUUUUGUCAACAUGUUCACGUGCAACUCCAAGGACCUGUUUGGCUGCCUGGCGGACGAGCACAACAUCAGCGCCAGCGAGGUCAACGCAUGCCACGUGGUGGAGUCAGAUGGCAACUACAGCCUGGGUGACGAGCGGGGCUUCUGCGGCAGCCCCUGGCCCAACUGCAACUUCCCCGAGUACUUCACCUAUAGCGUGCUGCUCAGCCUGCUGGCCUGCUCCGUGUUCCUGCAGAUCAGCUGCAUCGGGAAGCUGGUGCUCAUGCUGGCCAUCGAGCUCAUCUACGUGCUUGUCGUUGAGGUGCCCGGUGUCACGCUCUUUGACAAUGCCGACCUACUGGUCACAGCCAACGCCAUAGACUUCAACAACAACGGGACCUCCCAGUGCCCUGAGCACGCGACCAAGGUGGCGCUGAAGGUGGUGACGCCCAUCAUUAUCUCGGUCUUUGUGCUGGCCCUGUACCUGCACGCCCAGCAGGUGGAGUCCACCGCCCGCCUUGACUUCCUCUGGAAACUGCAGGCCACUGAGGAGAAGGAGGAGAUGGAGGAGCUGCAGGCCUACAACCGGCGGCUGCUGCACAACAUCCUGCCCAAGGAUGUAGCCGCACACUUCCUGGCCCGCGAGCGGCGCAAUGAUGAGCUCUACUAUCAGUCGUGUGAGUGCGUGGCUGUCAUGUUCGCCUCCAUCGCCAACUUCUCCGAGUUCUACGUGGAGCUGGAGGCCAACAACGAGGGCGUCGAGUGCCUGCGGCUGCUCAACGAGAUCAUCGCCGACUUUGACGAGAUCAUCAGUGAGGAUCGGUUCAGGCAGCUGGAAAAGAUCAAGACCAUCGGCAGCACCUACAUGGCCGCCUCGGGCCUCAACGACUCCACCUAUGACAAGGUGGGCAAGACUCACAUCAAAGCUCUGGCUGACUUCGCCAUGAAGCUGAUGGACCAAAUGAAGUACAUCAAUGAGCACUCCUUCAACAACUUCCAGAUGAAGAUUGGGCUCAAUAUCGGCCCCGUAGUGGCUGGGGUGAUUGGGGCCCGCAAACCUCAGUACGACAUCUGGGGCAAUACAGUGAACGUGGCCAGCCGCAUGGACAGCACCGGGGUGCCCGACCGCAUCCAGGUCACCACAGACAUGUACCAGGUGCUGGCCGCCAACACGUACCAGCUGGAGUGCCGGGGUGUGGUCAAGGUCAAGGGCAAAGGCGAGAUGAUGACAUACUUCCUCAACGGAGGGCCCCCGCCCAGUUAGCAGCCGCCGCGGACGCCAGGCAGCCUGGUCUCCAGAGAAACGGCGGAAGCCUCGCUCCAGCCCACGAGGCCGCCCUGAGAUUUUCCACUUUGACUCCAGAAGCAGCUUCUGCCUUGGCGGGCGGGCGGUCUCCAUCCCAGGCCCCGGGGUGCCAGCGUCCUGCGAGCACCAAGCUGACCAAAGAUGUCUCCCCCUGUAGUAGACGCCGCCAUACUCGGUCGGAAUCUCGUUUUCUAACGGGUGCUGCGGUGCGUGCGCGGGCGGAGAGGCGCCGCUGGAGGGGCCUGGUUGCGUGGCAGCCCCGUGUGCGGGGCCGCGGGAGCACGGCCUCGGUGGGCGGGAGGCGGCGCCACCUGGCCCCGGGCCCUGGGGCUGCUUUUCUAUGUGAGCCUUGAAACUUCAGACCGAGGUCGCGGCCCUGCUCCGUGGUGGAGGGGGCCCUGGGCAGGAGUGCUGGCUUUGGAGGGACCGAGGCCUUCCUUGCGGGCUCCUCCCACACCCCCCCACACACACAGCCGGUGCCCCUGGAGGGGGCAGAACUGCGAGGGGGAGGCCAGAGGCCCCGGAGCAGGGAGUGGCGGUUCUGAGAAAAAGAAAAUAUUUAUUAAAUAAAACAAAACACGUUUCUGUGCCCUUCUUUAGACUAUGCUAGUUGUAUGCGUGUAAGAAACCCACAGGCAAAGCAGGAUGCCACUGGGGAGGGAGGGCGGGGACCCCCACUUGUCUUUUUGUAUUUUUUACUUUGUAUUAUUGAAAACCUUGGAGAUCUAACAAAUAUACCAAAUUCUAUAUUUUGUAAAUUCUCUAUAUUAGAAAACAGCUGUGCACAGCAGGGCAUUUGUGCUCAUUUGUACUGUACGUAUGUCAAUGUACUGGAGUGUGUGUGUGUGUGUUUAUGCUGCGGAACUGGUCUCAUUCAGGACACCUGUUUCCCUCACUUCAGAUUUCCCCAGGUCCAACCAGAACAGUGAGCAUGUCCUUUCGGGGUACCAUAGGUAGGAAGAUGCAUGCACACAUUACCCCACCUCCCUCUCUCUUUCUCACACACACACACACACACACACACACACACACACACACAUCACUUCCCCUAAGUAAAAUGCAAACAAAAUGAAAAGAAAACAAAAGCUUCUUUCCCAUCUCAGGCCAAGUUGGAAUCCAGGGAAGCAGCCUCAACCUGCGGUGGACAGCUCGGCCACCUUCCACCCUUCCACUCCCUGAGAUGUCAGCGUUUGCUGCCUGCAGAGAGGCAGCUCCUGCAACUCUGAGAGCUCAGCUGGCGUUGGGGGUGUGAGGAAACCUCGCCUGCCUGGCUCCUCUGUUGGCCGAGGUGCAGGUGGCUCUCUCAGGAGAUGAUCCCUCAGACUUGGGGAUGUAAUAUGCAGCUUUCAGGCAAGGAAAGGGCGGUGGCCUUGCUCUCCACCUGCAAACCAGACAGAGGAAAGAGUAGAGGCCAGCUUCAGAGUCCAUGGGGCAAAGCUAGCAGAAAUUUCGUUUUGUCUGAUUUUUGUUUUGGGGGGAGGGAGCAGUCAAAUAUACCAAGAAAAAGCUCUAUUUUUUUAUACCCUAUGAGGGAGGUAUUUGGGAAAUGAUACACUAUUAUAGAGACAUAUUCAAACAGAAUCCUUUGGUCCUGUGCCCAGAUCUUCUCGUUGCUUCUCAGGGCAGCAUUAUUCUCGCCUCCAUCAUGGGCUUGAAGGAGGUGAGGAGGCAGCUAUAUGCCAGCUGCGAAGUGUUACGUUGAUGCCCACCUGCACCACCCUCCCCUUUCCACACACUGUCUCCCACCCCAGUUUGAACACAGCUCUGAGAAGCAAAGCUUAUGGACCUAAAACUGGCAGCCUUAGUCUCUCUGUGCUUUUGCUGCUCCAGCCUCUGAAUUCUGCAUCACGCCUCUUGCAUCUGUCACGAGGGGCCGGCUCUCUCCAUGGUGUUGUAUUCAAGUCCCCGACCCCUCCAUAUGGCCCGCCAGUGGUGCUGGGUUUUCAUUUUGCUCCCAACCUGAGUAAUGUGCGUGCUGAGUUUCUCCUGUGUUUCCCCUGUUGGUCAUGGCCUCCCUGGCCUUGUGGGGACCCAUCCUCCCCAUCCCGGCAGUGACUGGUGACAACGUGUAGUGCCAGCUCUUCAUUCCCUCCAAGGGGUGUGCACACUUUUUAUCCCUGCUCUUGCAAAAAUGAAUACAAUUAUGAUUUCCCAUGGAAAUUGAAAAGUCUAUUUAACUAAUUUAACUAUUAAACAC
Molecule: messenger RNA, 6501 nt
Organism: Physeter macrocephalus (sperm whale)
Lineage: Eukaryota; Metazoa; Chordata; Mammalia; Artiodactyla; Physeteridae
Gene: ADCY5
Product: adenylate cyclase 5
Exons: 21
Coding region: 480-4262 (1260 amino acids)
Biological process (GO): adenylate cyclase-activating G protein-coupled receptor signaling pathway; intracellular signal transduction; cAMP biosynthetic process
Cellular component (GO): plasma membrane
Molecular function (GO): adenylate cyclase activity
Source: RefSeq, a predicted model, not a curated record